CACGUCUUCGAGUUCGGACGUUGCCACGACUGCAGCUGCUGCAAGAUGUGGAAGCUCGUGAGUUUUACUCUUUGCGUCUUGACCUCUGAGCUCUGUUCGUGGAGAGUUUGGGCCUCAGAUGUGAAGGAUGAAGUGAAGAUUGAGGUUCUGUUCAAACCGCUGGAGUGCGACCAGAAGAGCAAGAAGGGCGACAUGAUGAACGUCCAUUACGACGGCUUCCUGGCCAAAGACGGUUCCCAGUUUUACUGCAGUCGGUCGGACAAAGCUGGACACCCUCAGUGGCUGGUUCUGGGUAUUGGCCAGGUCAUCAAGGGUCUAGACUUAGGGAUGACUGAUAUGUGUGUUGGCGAGAGGCGCAAAAUAACAGUUCCAUCAGAUUUGGCUUUUGGAGCAAGUGGAAAAGGCCCAGUUCCUCCAAACGCUACUGUGGUGUUUGAGGUGGAGGUCUUUGCUGUGACCAGGGGUCCCCGCAGCAUGGAGGCCUUCAAACAAAUCGACCAGGAUCAAGACAGAACAUUAACACGAGCUGAGGUGAAAGAGUACUUAAAGGUGGAUUAUAAAAGAACUGGGAAGCCUCAAGACGACGCCUACUAUGAGAAUAUUCUGAACGAUAUAUUUAAGAAGAGUGACAGCGACAGUGACGGGGUGAUAAGUGCAAAGGAGUACAAUAUAUAUGAGCAUGAUGAACUCUAAUGUUGCUCACAACUAGUUUAAACCUUCAUGACACUAUGAAUCGGGUUGCAAGAAUGAGAGGUUUGAAAGUUCCAAAAACAAAGACAUAAAAGUCAUCCAUCAAUAAAGUUAUACCACGGCUGAUGCAUAGAUUUGGGAUGUUAAGACUUCACACUGAUUUUAUGAACUGGAAUUGUUAUUCCAUUUCAGCAGUACUGGCAAUACACGUUUUCCGAUGUUUCAUUGCUGUGCUUGUUAAACCACUGUAUUUUUAAUUUUAGAAAAGAAAUGAAUUUCAAAUGGUUGUGUGAUAGCUUUUACGUUGUUUGAGUUUCCCUGAAUGAUGGCCAGAUCCCAGAGAUUUCUCCCCAUAUCACUGCCAGACUGUGUAACCUGUGAUUAUACAUGGUUGUCUUACACUGCCUCUGACUAAUUUUCUAGAACAAGUAAAUUUUUUUUUCUUUUUACAGUGUUGUCUUUUCCUUAUGUACAUUUAA
Molecule: messenger RNA, 1169 nt
Organism: Synchiropus splendidus (mandarinfish)
Lineage: Eukaryota; Metazoa; Chordata; Actinopteri; Syngnathiformes; Callionymidae
Gene: fkbp7
Product: FKBP prolyl isomerase 7
Exons: 4
Coding region: 46-693 (215 amino acids)
Molecular function (GO): calcium ion binding; peptidyl-prolyl cis-trans isomerase activity
Source: RefSeq, a predicted model, not a curated record